CUUUUCGAGAGCAUCCCAACCAUUGUCUGACUACUUCCUAAGGUUCUUUGUAUUGCACCAAUAGGCCAACUAAACGUAGAUCUUUCAAGCCGGAGCCUGUCUGUGUUGGUUCAGCUGGCGUAGGCUGGUAAACGCGUCCUUUACAUUGACCUGUACUCUAGUAUUAUCCUUUGUUCAUAAAGUGGUCAGUUAUUGUACCUUAACAAUGGACUUGAGAAUUGUACUUCUGACCGUAAUCUCUUUUUGUGUUGUUGAGCUGGUUGCAUCAUACAGAAUCAAUGAACGCGCCCUUCCAAAUCGCCAGCUGCUCGUCGGCUAUUGGGGACAGAAUUCUGCUGGACCCAAGUUUGGAAAAUGGAAAUACGAAAGAGACCUGAGACACUUCUGUAACAACUUUAAAUUCGAUAUCUAUGUUAUUGCCUUCGUACACAGGCUCUUUGAUCCUCGCCACGCAGAUCGACUGCCAGGAAUGAAUUUUGCCCAUCAUUGUAGCUAUGUGCCCGAUCCAAAAUACCCUGGUAUAUACGAGUGUGCAUCAAUUGGUGGGGCUAUACGAGACUGUCAAAAACUCGGCAAGAAAUUCUUGAUCUCCCUUGGUGGUGAUACGUGCGAUGGUACUCUAGGAAGUGCUGCUAACGCGCGCUUCCUGGCUAAGAAUAUCUGGAAUAUGUUCCUUGGUGGUCAGGAGUUGCCAGGCAAAAGACCAUUCCUAAGUGCUGUAUUGGAUGGCGUUGAUCUGGACAUUGAGAUCGGUAGUUACAAGUAUUAUCCAGACUUCGUGAAGGAGUUACGACGCCUGAUGAGAACAGACCCGAGCAGAAAAUAUCUGGUCACAGCUGCCCCACAGUGCCCUUAUCCUGACGCCUGGAUGGGACCUGUCAACCCUGGAACUGCAUUCAAAGAGGUUGGACAUGAAUUCGACUAUCUCUUCAUCCAGUUUUACAACAAUUACUGUUACCCUGGCAGCCAGUAUUACGUGUCUGUGAUGGAUCAGUGGUUAAAGUGGACAAACAGUAUCAAUAAUGGGCCACUCAUUCUACUGGGGUUACCAUCUGGUGUGGGAGGGGCAGGAAAGCCUGAGUACUACUUCCCACCCGAUCAGUUGGCUGUGGCAUACAAGAAAAUUCGCGACAAGCCCGGCGUAGGUGGCAUGAUGUUUUGGGAGUGCUCCUGGGACCAGAACAACAUUAUCAACGGUAGACACUACAGUGAGUACGCAUUUGAACUGGUCAGCGGUGGUUCCAUAACUCCUCCUACGCAGGCGCCAUCUACUAACCCACCACCAGUCACGACGACAAAGCCACCCGUGGUGACCACACAGGCUCCUGUGACUACCGCUAAACCUACUACAAGCACCCCUACUGGUUCAGUAGACUGUUCCUCUUCACCCGACGGGUACUACCCUGAACCAGCAGACUGCAGUAAGUAUGUUGUAUGUGCUUCUGGUGUAGCUUAUCACAAGAGCUGCCCGCCUGGAUUGAAUUACAACAAGGUCAAGAAGUACUGUGAUUGGCCACACAAUGUGCAGUGCUAGUCAACCCUUAGGUUAAUGUACUGUAUUAGCUAGAUGAAUUGUACUACUGUUAUGCGCUAAUAGAGACAAAUGUCCCAAAAGGUUAAUCAGCAGUAGAGUACUGUCAGUUUGAGGAUGACCGUGGUGAAAAACGAAUGCGCAUGUAACAAAUUGUCCAAGAAAGCUUGAAAACUUUGCAUCUCACACGAAAAGCGGUCGAGGUUUAGUAAAGAUUGACAUUAGAAGAGUUCGACAUACAUUUUUUCUUAACUUUCAAGAAAUAAGCUUAACAUUUGUUAUUUUGUAGCUGUUUUUGAGAUGUCUUCGAAACCAUACACCCAGUCGAAAUAUGGCGACCAGUUUGAAUAACUAUUGUUCUGGACUGACUAGCCUCUCAUACGUGUGAAAACGCUUUUGUGUUUCAAUGUGAACACGAUGCUAGUAAGUCCAGAACAAUAAAUGGUCGCCAUAUUUUGAUUCGACGUAUAGGCAUUUAUUUUAUAGAAAGCAGGUGAACAACCGCUGACUUGUUUUUCGCUGUUCGUGAGGGUACUUAAAGGUACAUGGGAACGAUUUCUUUAAUUGACGAUUGCUCAUUUACCUGUCGUGACUUCUGUCUCUAUCAGUGUGCAUGCGUGGCAAUGAAGACAGUCUGUAGUAAUACAACACACCAUUGAUCAUUGAUCAAUAAAUGUUAUACAAAUUUACUGAUUUAAAUCUAUGCUUUAAUAAACAGAUACAGAUCAA
Actinia tenebrosa (Australian red waratah sea anemone) is the source of this 2260-nucleotide messenger RNA. RefSeq lists its product as uncharacterized. NCBI's taxonomy places the organism in Eukaryota, Metazoa, Cnidaria, Anthozoa, Actiniaria, Actiniidae. Gene Ontology annotation, biological process: carbohydrate metabolic process. Gene Ontology annotation, molecular function: chitinase activity; chitin binding. Gene Ontology annotation, cellular component: extracellular region. The record is from RefSeq and is a predicted model, not a curated record.